Clarias gariepinus (North African catfish) is the source of this 1086-nucleotide messenger RNA. Its product is annotated as serine/threonine-protein kinase MARK2-like. Gene Ontology annotation, molecular function: protein serine/threonine kinase activity; tau-protein kinase activity; ATP binding. Bases 1 to 1086 code for a protein of 361 amino acids. Gene Ontology annotation, biological process: protein phosphorylation; intracellular signal transduction; microtubule cytoskeleton organization. Gene Ontology annotation, cellular component: cytoplasm. The record is from RefSeq and is a predicted model, not a curated record. NCBI's taxonomy places the organism in Eukaryota, Metazoa, Chordata, Actinopteri, Siluriformes, Clariidae. The transcript has 3 exons.
AUGCUGAAGGCAGCUGGGCGGCCACUGCACAGCCCGAACCCCCAGUUAACAAUUGAAAAUGACAACGCGGAAUCCAAUGCUGUCAGUCAUCGAGCACCAACAUGCCUUGCGGCCGCAACUCGCUGGCCACCGCAGCCGACGACCAAAUUUAGACAGAUUGUUUUAGCAGUGCAGUACUGUCACCAGAAGUUCAUCGUUCAUAGAGAUCUUAAGGCUGAAAACCUGCUCCUGGAUGCUGACAUGAACAUCAAGAUCGCAGAUUUUGGCUUCAGUAACGAGUUCACCCUGGGCAACAAGCUGAACACGUUUUGCGGCAGCCCCCCGUACGCAGCUCCAGAACUCUUCCAGGGAAAAAAGUACGACGGGCCAGAAGUGGACGUGUGGAGUUUGGGGGUCAUCCUGUACACACUGGUCAGCGGCUCGCUUCCUUUCGACGGACAGAACCGGAAGGAGCUGCGUGAACGCGUUUUAAGAGGGAAGUACCGAAUACCGUUCUACAUGUCCACGGAUUGUGAGAACUUGCUGAAGAAAUUUCUUAUCCUCAACCCCACCAAGAGAGGAAGCCUUGAGCAGAUCAUGAAGGACCGGUGGAUAAACGUGGGCUAUGAGGACGAUGAGUUGUUGCCUUACAUCGAGCCUCAGCCCGACUACAAGGACCCCAAGAGGACAGGUCAGCACCCCGGCAGUGCAGGAGGUUGGAAGAGAGAUAUCAUGCUACAAAUGGGAUACAGUCAAGAGGAGAUACAUGACUCCCUUAUCAACCAGAAGUAUGAUGAAAUCAUGGCAACUUACUUAUUACUGGACUACAGGAAUUCAGAGCUGGACGAUUUCUCAAUAAAGCCCCGCCCAAGCAUCGACCUCACAAACAAUGCCCAAUCACCUUCUCACAAGGUACAACGCGGUACCUCGAACCAGAAGCCGCGCCGAUCGACAGACCAAAGUUUGUCUGUGCCGGUUAAGCGCACUCAGGGUGACAGUAAGCACAUCGCUGAAGACUACGGGAGAAAAAGCUCAGUGGUUCACAUUCUCAGCCUUUACACUCACGUGUACAUCACAGUAAUGUGUCUGGUCUGGUGGUGGAUGUAG